AUGGAGAAGAUUGUGAGGACGACCGAGAGAGAGUACUCCCGGAAGAUGACCGACCUCAAUAAAGGGUUUGAGUCUGUUGGCCAAACAUUCUCCGGGAUGGAGACCAAAAUGAACGAAGUCGGGCGUACUGCUAUCCGGAUCGGUGAACAGCUGGAAGCCGUGCAUCAACAACGACAGCGAGCGCAGGCGGCUUAUGAUUUGAUUGACUUCUACAACCAAUUCUCAAAGGACGACACUUCGCAGCUUGACGCCAUGAAGAAAGAGGGCAAGGAGGGCAGGCGUAAGGUUGCCGUCCUGCUGAGGCGAUUGAGCAUCGUGGCCAAAGAAGUCGACCUCGCACACGCUGACAAGACAAGGGAGAACAUCGACAAUAUUGCGAGAAGUUCGAAAAGGACAUGCUUCAUCUGUUCGAUCGUGCAUAUCGCAAAGGAGACCGAAGAUGAUGCAUGUCACUGCGCCCAGACUCUCCUCGACUUCAAUGGCGGCGCAUCCUGCGUACAAGUGUAUGUUAACCAGCACGACUUCUUCAUCAACCGAGUACGAGAGACGGGUCAAGUGGAGGAGGGACUAUGGGCGGCUCUUCCCGAUCCAGAUUCAAGUCCACCCACCGAUGAGGCAGGGCUACAUGAACUGUUUGGCGAGAUACGUGCAACCGUUGGCCAGGAAGCGCAGAUCGUGCAGGCGGUCUUCCCCAACCCUCCAUUCGUCAUGCAGGUCUUCCUGCAACGAGUCUUCGCACAAAUUAUCCAACAAUAUAUGGAACAGCUGCUCAACAGAGGGAACACCAUAUCUGACCUUUCCUCUCUACGCAUGCUCCAGCUCGUCCACCAGCGGACAUCUCAACUAGUCGAGGACCUCAAGGCAUACGAGGUGACCUCCGUCAUCCCGCGCUCUCCCACUGACUCUGGCGACUUCAAUCGAAUGUUGAAUUCAGCGGCAGCCGCUGCUGUGGGUACUGCAGCGACGGUCAGCACCAUGCUUGAGACGGCUAUGGAGGAGCUGUUUGUCCCGUACACAGAAGGACAGCGUUACCUUGAGCGGGAGAGCAAAAGUCUGUCGGAGCUGUACGCUGGCUACCUAGCUGUUUUCACUCGAUAUCAUGCCAGGGUCAACAAGGGUGCGAAGGGUUCGGUGUUCGACCGUGUGGUCAACCAGCUCGGUACGACCGGCGGUGCCACCGCGUCUUCAACAGCCGCUGCCGUGUUCUCCCGCUUCGGCAACCUCGCAGGUGGCGGCGAUCGUAACCAGGCGAAGGUGGAACAGGAGGAGCCUCUCAGAGACGAGGACGGGCAGGUCAGUGUCCAGGUUGCCGAGCGCAUGCUGAAGUGGCACGCGGAGGCCAUCGGGCGUUGCGUGGAGUUGAGUCCUUCAAGCGAUGUGCCUAAGCAUGACUUCGCCUUGCUUAGGGUACUGUCAGCAGCCAUUGGUACUGCCUACGUCGAGACAGCAUUGGAAACCGCGCACACACGCAUAGACCCCUCCGACACCAAGAGCGAACCUUCUCUCCAAGUUCUUACCGUUCUCCGCGAGGUCGACCUUAUUUGCCACCUUUGGCAACAUUACGUGAACAUGGCCCUACUUCCGCUCGCGAGCACCUCCGUCACCGUGCGACGGGAGAUGGUCGUCUUUAAUAACCAGUCCGUCAGCAGAAUCGAAGGCGCUGCAAACCACGUCAUGCAGCGUCUUGCAGAUGCACUUAUCAACUGGCUGUCCGCGCAACUGACGAAACAGAAGAAGACGGACUUCAAGCCGAGGAACGACGACCUUUCAUUCGCGAGGGUGAACACCGAGCCGUGCGUUGCGUGCUGCGACACGCUAGAGAAAGUCCGCGAUGCGGCGAAAGCCAAUCUGAGCGGCAAGAACCUCGAAGUCUUCUUGACGGAGAUCGGGAUCGCAUUCCACAGGAAGUUCCCCGUGAGUGCAACGGGUGGGCUGAUGCUUGCAAAGGACUUGAAGUCGUACCAGGACGUCAUCAGCUCGUUCUCCAUACCAUCAUUGACGGAGCGGUUUGAGUUCAUUCGCCAGCUUGGCAACGUCUUCCUCGUCCGACCAGACAUUCUCCGCUCAUAUAUCACCGAGGGCUACCUCGGCCGCAUCGACUCGACCUUGCUGCGGCCGUAUCUCGCGCAGCGCAGCGACUGGGGCCAGGCCGAGAAGGGCUUCAACGACAGCUCCGAGGAUGGCGACGGGUCAGGAGGAAAGGGUCUGAAGGACAGACUGGGCAUGGGCCGCCUGAGCAUGAUUAUGAAGGACCUGGAGCCCCUCAGAGACAUGAGCAUCCGCGACAUGAACAUCCCCGCUAUGCCCGCUCUUCCCAGUUCGCUGGCGGCCAACUUUUCCAGCUCAAUCACAUCCAGGUUCACCGGGUAA
Messenger RNA from Fomitopsis serialis, 2370 nucleotides. Its product is annotated as exocyst complex protein. The transcript is spliced from 13 exons. Gene Ontology annotation, cellular component: exocyst; cytoplasm. The record is from RefSeq and is a predicted model, not a curated record. Bases 1 to 2370 code for a protein of 789 amino acids. NCBI's taxonomy places the organism in Eukaryota, Fungi, Basidiomycota, Agaricomycetes, Polyporales, Fomitopsidaceae. Gene Ontology annotation, biological process: exocytosis; Golgi to plasma membrane transport.